UACCGGAACAUGUAGAUAGCAACACUAGCUAGCCAUUAUACCAUAAAAUCGUUUAGUUCCACCUCCUGACCAAAGAUUCUGCAGCACCCUGAAAGCAAAAUGACGAACGAUGCCCAAGCAGACCCCAAAAUCAACAACCCUGAUACCGCUUCUCGUGGUAACGAUGAUGGCAAAACUGGAGCCCCAAAUGAGAUCUCCGACGAGGCUCCCACUUUCGUGAUAGACACCCCCAAUGGUACAUAUGUGUCUCGAUUCUCUUGGUGGUGUGCUUUGACGAUCUUCUCUGCAGUGACACUGAUUGCUCUGACGACCGAAACCGAUACCAAGCAGUGGCAGGCGGAAGAGAAGUGGAUUCUGUCGGUCUCUGUGUUGUCGCUCCUUGUGAGUGGUGUGGCGUGUGUGGCCCACGUCAACCAUCCAGCCUUCGUAGGAAUGCCACUGGAAGGUCUUCUGCUCUUGACUGAGCUGGGUCUUUGGGUUGGAGGUUUGAUUGUGAUGAUGGACACACAGAACAUGCUUGCUUUGGAUGGUGCAGGGCGCAUCGUCAAUGCCAAUCUGUACUUUUUUGGCUGGGCGAAUCUGACAGGAACCGUGGCGCUUCUUGUCGGAUAUGCCAAUCACUCCGAUCUGACAGCAACGAAUCCAACCAACGGCGUUGGAUAUUGGGCCGGGCUCUGUAUUGCCAGUCUUGUGGCCAUGUCAUCGUCGAUUCAGACUCUAGUCAAUGGUGUGACCCUGGACGGAGAAGAUUUUGACUGCGAUCGUGGGCCCAGCUAUUGCAACCGUCUCAAGUUCUCGAUUACAUUGGGAGCAGUCAGCACACUGGCGGGCGGACUCGGUUGUCUAAUUUCCUUUCAAUUUAACUUGUCAGCCGCAGCCAAGGCAUCAGCAUCCUUGGCCAUGUUCCUUGCCUGGGCGGUUGGAGUAUCACUGACAACUUUUGGCGAGCAGUCUCCAGGUAACCGAGUUGGCAAUCUCUACUUCAGCUGCUGGGGUGCAUUUGUGUUCAGUGUCUUUAUGCUCUCCUCGAGUAUCAAAGAGUGCUGUAUGGCAGCAAAACAAACUGUCGAAGGUGGAAUGCCAGCAGAGCCCAAAACCAAUGCUCGAGAAUGGAGAGAAGUAAAAAGCCAAGAGGAUGGUGACGGAGCAAACACAGCAUCGCCCACGGAGGCCUUGACUCCAACUUCCAAUUCAGACCCCAAAGAGAACGUUGCUUUGGACGACUCAGUCGACGAGCCAAAGCCCGUGAAGGCCUCAGAGGCGGAAGUUUAAUCACUUUUCAAUGCGAGUAGGAGAGGAGACACCAUCGUUAUGGCUGCUUUGCCAUGUAAUCUCACCACGGUAUUCUGGAAAGAGCUUGGGGCGCCGACGCCAAUAUUUCAACGAGAACGCUGCUAUAGUAUCGUAUAACAAACCAUUGGCAACGCCAUAAUAAAACACCUCUAUCAUGCUUUCUC
This is a messenger RNA of Seminavis robusta, 1457 nucleotides long. NCBI's taxonomy places the organism in Eukaryota, Bacillariophyta, Bacillariophyceae, Naviculales, Naviculaceae. The record is from the annotation of a GenBank genome assembly.